AUUGUCAUGAUUCCAAAGGUCGAGAAUCCACAAAAAAUAGAAGAAUACAGACCCAUCUCGCUCAUUGGAGUCAUGUACAAAAUUAUUGCAAAAUUACUUGCAAAUCGCCUUCGGAAAGUGCUUCCAAAGAUCAUUGGGGAGCAACAGAUGGCAUUUAUCGGGGGCAGACAGCUAGUGGACGGAGUUGUGAUAGCAAAUGAAGUCAUUGAAGAGAUUAAGAGGAAGAAGUUGAAAAGCUUCCUAUUCAAAGUUGAUUUCGAGAAAGCUUAUGACAAGGUCUGCUGGGACUUCAUUGAGUACAUGAUGAUGAGAAUGAUAUUUAAUGCUACCUGGAGAAAAUGGAUAUGGGAAUGUCUAGCAUCAAGCUCAGUGUCGGUUCUCAUUAAUGGAAGCCCAACAAAUCAAUUCCUGGUCAGCAAAGGGUUAAGACAAGGAGACCCGCUAUCCCCUUUCCUAUUCUUAAUUGUGGCAGAAGGACUUAAUGGGCUAAUGUCCUCAGCAGUGGAGAAACAACUAUACAAAGGCGUGAUGAUUGGUAACGAAGGAGUCGCGGUCUCACACCUACAAUUUGCGGAUGAUACUAUCUUCUUUGGAGAGGCAUCGGAAGACAACAUUGGGGUUAUUAAAAGCAUAAUGAGAACAUUUGAGCUGAGUUCUGGUCUUAAAAUCAAUUUUGGCAAGAGCCAACUAAUAGGGAUAGGUGUUGAAGAUAACUGGAGAAAAAAGAUGGCUUAUAAGCUGUGCUGCAAGGAAGGGGAGAUCCCAUUCAACUAUCUGGGGAUCCCAAUAGGCGGAAAUCACAAGAGAAUAGCAAUGUGGCAGCCAAUGGUUGAAUCUUUUAAAAAGAAGCUUGCUACUUGGAAGGGUCGGCAUCUAUCCUUGGGAGGUCGCAUCACGCUCAUUAAUUCAGUAUUGUCCAGCCUUCCUGUGUUCCUCAUGUUGGUCUACUUAAUCCCGAAAGGUAUACUCUAUUCCAUUGAUAAGAUUCGUAGAAGCUUUUUAUGGGGUGGGGGUGGGGAAGAGAGAAAAAUAAAUUGGGUUAGUUGGGUUAAGGUGUGCAAAAAAAGAGAGGAUGGCGGACUGGGAGUGAGAGAUUUGAGGAAGUUUAACAUGGCAUUAAUGGGUAAAUGGUGGGGACGCCUUGCAGAAAAUAAGGAGGGACUGUGGAAGAGAGUAGUUGCAGGGAAAUAUGGAGAGGGAGGGGGUCAUUGGUUGGACUGGAUAAAAGGAUAUAGAGGAGUAGGUUCGCUAUGGUGGAGAGAUGUAUGCUGCCUGGAUAAAAUAGAUAGAGGGAGAGCAGGAUGGUUGAUGGAGGGGUUUAAAACAAAGCUAGGGGAUGGCAAGAGCAUUAGUUUUUGGUGGGAUAAUUGGAGCGGGGAGGGCUAUCUUGCUAACAAAUUCCCUAGACUGUAUUUAUUAUCAACAGGAAAGGAGAACACAUGCUACCAAAUGAAUAAUGAUAGGGCGGAACCAGGGAGAUGGAACCUCAGAUGGAGAAGGGAACUAUUUGAAUGGGAAACCGAAGAGGCUAGAGAACUUCACGAAGUGUUAGAAGACAAGAUGAUCACACAGGAAAAGCCUGAUUCGUGGGAAUGGGUCCAUGACAAAGAAGGACAGUACUCAACAAAAACAGCCUACUCAAUCCUAACAGAAGAAAAGACAGGUGCAACUGAUAGUUCGAUGUGUAAAAGAAUUUGGAACCCCAACUUCCCAAGCAAAGUUUCAGCCUUCAAUUGGCAGCUAUUGCUAAACAAAAUUCCAACAAAAUCAAAUUUGAUUACUAGAGGGAUUCUCAAAGACUCGGGUGAGGGAAAAUGCAUCCUUUGUAAUGAGGAAGAUGAAGACUUUACACACCUGUUCUUAAACUACAAAACAACUAGAUGGGUGUGGCAGGAGUGCGCUAAAUGGUGGGGGAUUGAGAUUCUAUUGGAGAAGGACUGUUGGAAAUCUUUUCAACUAUUUGGGAAAGGGAGCAAAGACCCUCGGCUAAGGGAAGGCUGGGACUGCAUUUGGAGCAAUGUAAUAUGGGCAGUGUGGCUUGUCCGAAAUCAAAGGAUUUUCCAAGACAAAAAAAUUGACCGGGGAAAGCUGCUGGAAACUAUACAAUUGAGAUCCUAUCAAUGGGUCACUGCAAAAUGGGACAGGUAUGCCUUUACCCUCUCAGAUUGGCUAAUUAAUCCAGUAGAAUGUCUUAAAGGCAUCCAUGCUGGUAGGAAAAAGAGGGACUAAUGAGGAGAUAUCGGGCUGCAUAAUUUUUGCUUAGUAUAGAAAUUGAGUUGGGUCAUGUUGGCUACUUUGAGCAGCUCUUGACUAUAGUCUACUCCUUAAUGGAUUGAGUGGUUAAGUAGAUGUAGUCAAUGCAUGCUCAAUGAUAUGAUUGCCAGUGGACUUCAAUAUUGGGAAGAUUUUUGUUGUUCUGAACAGGGAGCUAUGAAGAGUAUGCAAUGGUGGAUUGAUUUUCGCCACGGGUAUAGUGUCGACACUUUUAGUGGGUGUCGACACCUUGCUAUUUCACUCAUGGGAAUGUAAGCUCUCCAAACAGUAUUGUUAUGGGUUUGGGGCACCCCUUGUACUCCGCUUAUUAAUAAAUAUAUCUAUUGCCG
Rubroshorea leprosula is the source of this 2603-nucleotide messenger RNA. NCBI's taxonomy places the organism in Eukaryota, Viridiplantae, Streptophyta, Magnoliopsida, Malvales, Dipterocarpaceae. The record is from the annotation of a GenBank genome assembly.